AUGGGUUCUGACGGCGGCAAGCUGCGUCCGAAAAAAUGUCCGAUGGUAUUACUAUUUGAGCUACAGGUACAAGCUCAAAGCCAGACUGCUCGUGUUUGGGAUCACGGUGACGUCGCUCUCUUAGAGCUGGAAACGGAUAUUGACACCAGUGAUGAUCUUGGAAAGCGAGUAUGCCUCGAAGCCAGGGGCUUGACACUGAAAGAGCCGAUGCUCGCUUUUGGAAUGGGAGACGGAGAAAAAGCCAAAGUUCAAGAAGCCAUUUUACGUGCCGAAUGUCUUGAUGAACAAGACACCUUCUGCGGGAGAUUCCGGUGGCCCGCUUGUAGCAAAAUUCGGUCAGCUUUGGUACCAAGUGGGAAUCAUGAGCGACUCGUCCAGCCUUGGAUACACGAGGGCGACUCCGAUCACUCCGAAACUUUGCGAGUGGCUCAA
Molecule: messenger RNA, 432 nt
Organism: Mesorhabditis belari
Lineage: Eukaryota; Metazoa; Nematoda; Chromadorea; Rhabditida; Rhabditidae
Source: the annotation of a GenBank genome assembly